GUGUAAUUAAAUUUGUUAAUGGUACCUGCACCGAGAGCUCGAAUGGCUAUUCCGGUACGCUUAGAUCCGUUUCCAUUAACGCUAAUCACCUAAUCGCCCACAAUUAAUUCACUUAGAAGCGGUGCCAAAAAAUAAUGGAUUGCCACGGUAGAAAUCUCGUGUCGUUCCUAACCCACCUUGAGUUGCCUAUUGAUCGCUGACCUCUUCAUAAAUAUAGGCUCCGUGCAUGUACCAACGUACCAUUUCAAAACUGCAUAAGCUCUUGCACGAUAUACUCAUAGUACAUUGGUGAUAAUAAUUCGUAGAAGCAUGACGGUGUAGUUACAUAAGUACCGUGUGUGGUCCUGCUGGAUGGACUUCGAUCAGAGGACGAGGACGGCCAUUAUUAAUUCGAAUUAACCUCGUUUUUAUACAAAAGUGAAUUUAUCCGCAACGGAGGAUCAAGUGAUCGAAUGUACCGUGUCGCGGCUCCGGCAUUUAUCCGAGUGAUUCUUGAACGUAAUCGAGCAUCUUUAAAAGAAAAGUCAAAGUCACUUCUGCAAUUAACUCCGUGGACGUACGGCAUGAGUAGCGCAGAGAAAAGAUACUUUGAGGGCACCACGGAUCGUUAUAAUGGCGUCGUCGUCGACUCUGCUAUCGAACGGUGCAAGUUUUCCGACUUGCAGGAACGUUUGCAAGCAUCUCUGAAUAAAUGGCUGGAGGAACGAAGACGCACGAUAUGGUUUCGCGUAGGUCUCGCAGAGAGCGACUGGAUUCCCGUGCUGGCACGGAAUCGAUUCAAAUUCCAUCAUGCUAAAGAGGAAUCCGUUACUAUGUAUCGAUGGUUGCCCGAUGAUCAGGAAUGCAAUGUACCUCCGUACGCUCACACGAAUCUCGGAGUAGGCGGUUUCGUUUUCGACGAGCAGACCAACGAGAUUCUUGUCAUUCAGGAGAAACACUCUCCUGCCUCGUCUAUGUGGAAACUUCCUGGUGGCUAUGUGGAACCAGGAGAGGAUAUUGAGGCAGCCGUAGUUAGGGAAGUUUUAGAAGAGACAGGUAUACAGACGACGUUCAAAGGUCUGCUCACGUUUCGUCACGGUCAUCGGUACGCGUUUGGCUGUUCCGAUAUUUAUAUGAUCGUUCUUCUUACACCUCUUACUCGUGACAUUCAGAAAUGUGAACGAGAGAUCUCUCGGUGUACUUGGAUGAAGAUAGAAGAGUAUGCGAUCCAUCCAGAAGUUCAUGAAAAUAAUCGGCUCUUUGCUAAUAAAUUCCUAGAAUAUUUACAGCACCGUGUUGCUAUGGUUACUACUUAUGCUAUACAUCCAAUUUCUAAGAAGCCAAUUUGCAUCUACAGCAUAUCGAGCGAUAACAGUUGAAGCUUUGUAUAUUUGUGUUUUAUUCUAACAAGUUUUCGUACUUGCAUUUACUUGUCGAAACAUCCAAUAUGGAGCAGUUUACGAAUGCAGAUGUUACAGACCAUGAAAUAAUAUAAUUGAUAUUAAAAUCACUGAUCAGGUUAUGAACAUUUUCGAUACUGAAAAUGAUUUUUUAACAGUGUGUAGUUAACGAGA
Molecule: messenger RNA, 1553 nt
Organism: Orussus abietinus
Lineage: Eukaryota; Metazoa; Arthropoda; Insecta; Hymenoptera; Orussidae
Product: nucleoside diphosphate-linked moiety X motif 6
Exons: 4
Coding region: 453-1358 (301 amino acids)
Molecular function (GO): ADP-ribose diphosphatase activity; NADH pyrophosphatase activity; NAD binding
Source: RefSeq, a predicted model, not a curated record